Molecule: messenger RNA, 2931 nt
Organism: Symbiodinium pilosum
Lineage: Eukaryota; Dinophyceae; Suessiales; Symbiodiniaceae
Source: the annotation of a GenBank genome assembly
AUGACCCGGGCCCUUGCACUUUGUGCCUACCUGCUGGCGGUGCAGGCCGAACCCUCCAUAGAGGUACAUAUUGUUGCUCACACACAUGAUGAUGUUGGAUGGCUUAAGACUGUCGAUGAGUAUUAUACCGGUCAGAACAACUCGAUCCAGCAUGCUUACGUGCACAUGAUCCUCGACACGGUGGUUCGAUGUUUGGAGCAGAACCCAAACCGCACAUUCACCUACGUGGAGCUGGCCUUCUUUGUCCGCUGGUGGAGGCAGCAAGAUGACUCGACCAAAGCGCUGGUGAAGCGCUUGGUCAGCUCUGGACAGUUGGAAUUCAGCAAUGGCGGCUGGUGCAUGCAUGAUGAAGCCGCACCACACUACUUAGACAUGAUUGAUCAGACAACGUUGGGGCACAAGUUCCUCAUGGAAGAAUUUGGUAUCGCUCCCCGGACUGGUUGGCAGCUGGAUCCUUUCGGGCACUCUGCCACACAAGCUGCGCUUCUUUCUGCGGAAGUUGGCUUCCAGGGGCUCUUCUUCGGUCGUAUUGAUUACCAGGACCUCGCCUUGCGUAAAGACAAGAAGGAGGCCGAGUUCAUUUGGCGUGCAUCUCCAUCUCUUGGAUCUGACGCCCAAGUCUUCAGCGGGCUUACAGGCGAAUACGGUGGCAAUUAUGGGCCGCCCAGUGGCUUCGACUGGGAUGCCUUUAGCUCUGACGAAACAAUCCAAGAUGACCCGCAGUUAGAGGAUUACAAUGUGAAGUCGCGUGUGGAUGACUUCGUCAAGGUUGCCAUGGUUGAGGCUAGCCAAACCAGGGGGCGCCACAUCAUGAUGACCAUGGGCUCUGAUUUUCAGUAUGAGGACGCGUUUACUUGGUUCUACAACUUGGACAAGCUUAUUCAGCACGUGAAUGCGGAUGGCCGUGUCCAUGUGUUCUAUUCGACUCCGGGGAGAUAUGUCGAUGCCAAGAAGAGCGAGCAGGUCACAUGGCCCCUCAAGGAAGAUGACUUCUUCCCAUACGCGGAUGGCCCUCAUCAGUUCUGGACUGGAUAUUUCACAUCUCGACCAGCUCUCAAGAGAUACAUUAGGGAUACAAGUGCGCUCUUCCAGGUGGCGAAGCAGAUCAGCGCGAUUGCAGGCAAUCCAACAUCUUCAGAACAGCAAGGCCUGGAAAAGUUGGCGGAGGCGAUGGGAGUCGCACAGCAUCAUGAUGCGGUCUCAGGCACCGCCAAGCAGCAUGUAACCUUCGACUAUGCCGAACGCCUGGCAAAAGGGAGGGCAGCUGCCGUGACGGGCAUCUCUGCAGCUCUCGGAAGACUGACGGACGCGCGUUCAUCUUCUGAGUUUUCCUAUUGCGACCUUCGCAACGUCUCCGUCUGUGCUCCAACGGAAGCCGUUGGAAAGACGAACAAAAGGGCCUGCUUUGCCCUCUGGAAUGGCCUGGGGCACGAGCGUGAGGAGCUGAUCGAGCUUCCUGUCAGCACGGACAAGGUGGAGGUGGUAAAUGGCAUGAGCAAUCAGGCUGUCGAGAUUCAGCUCGUUGAGUCUUUGCAGUCCCUUACCAAUUAUGGAGCACAAGCAGGAGGAGCUGCUCACACGCUUCUCGCGUUGGUCAAACUUCCAGCAGUGGGGCAUGCAAGCUAUUGUUUGCAGACUGCAGGCGCUCCAGCACCAAAAGCACAGCUUGCAAACAUCUCUCAAGGAGACUGUCAGGCUAUUGAGAACGAAAAUUUGAAGCUGUGGUUCUGUGCUGGUAUGCUGGCCAACAUCACCGACAAGCUCAGCAAAGUUUCGGCAAGAGCGGAGCAGUCGUGGAUGUGGUACAACGCAUCCUUGGGCAACGCGGAGAGCUCUCAGGCGAGCGGUGCCUACAUCUUCCGGCCCAACCGCUCCCAGGCCUUCCCUGUCUUCACGGGCUUGCCCUUCAUGCGGCUAUUCCGCGGCCCGCUAGCUGAUGAGGUCCAUCAAGAAGUAGGCUCCUGGAUUUCGCAGCGGAUACGUCUGGCACGUGGUUCGCGUCAUGUGGAAAUUACGCACACUGUACGUGAGAUCCCCGUGGAUGAUGGCUGGGGAAAAGAGAUUGUAUCCCGAAUAAGCACUGACCUCAAGAACAGCGGCGUUUGCUACACGGACAGCAAUGGGCGAGAAAUGUUGCAACGAAAGCGCGAUUACAGGCCGACUUGGAAGCUCAACCAAACUGAGGAAGUUGCAGGCAACUAUUACCCAGUGACGACAUCCCUUUUCAUAAGGGACGAGACGGCUCAGCUCACUGUGCUGACAGAUGUCUCCGAGGCAGGCACCGGCUGUGUGCGGGAUGGCGAGAUCGAGCUCAUGGUGCACCGCAGGCUCCUGAAGGACGAUGCCCGUGGCGUAGGCGAACCUCUCAACGAGACUCAGUACGUGACGCCCUACCUGGGAAGCGAUCAGGGACGACACUAUGGGCCUGGUCUUGUGGUUCGCGGCCAGCACUGGCUCCACUUCGGUGCGCCCGCGACAGCAGCGCGCAACUGGCGUCCCCUGAUGGACCGCCUUUACUUGCCAGUGCAGCCCUUCUUCGGGCAAGGCAGCCCCUCCAGAUCCUUUUCUGCCAUGCAGGGUGCUUUGCCUCCAAAUCUGGAGGUUCUCACCCUCGCCCAAUGGGAUGACGAGCACAUCCUCCUCCGCAUUGGGCACCAGUUCGGCCUUGGUGAGGACUCCGAGUUGUCAAAGCCCACUUCCGUCAACAUCAAGUCCCUCUUGGUAGGUGCAACGGUGAUCUCCAUUGAAGAGCGUGGGCUGGCAGCUACAAUCACCCGGGCCGAAGUCGAGCAGCGCCGUAUUGCUUGGCACGUGGAACAAUCACCUGUGCACCCUACGCCGCUGCAAUCCGAUGACUUCACCUUCGGCCCGCUUCAAAUCAGGACAUUCUUUGUGAAGAUUAAGCGCACGGAUAUGGCAAUGUUUAUUUGA